UGACGCACUCAUAACUGUAAGCUCAGCACGCACACUAGUCUUGAUCAUAGCGUUCCUGAUUCUGCUCACAGUCGACACCAAAGAAGAAUGAUGACAAGAAAGCCUGGUAAGAGCUUCAGAAAGCUGGUGCGGCGGGGAAACAGUGUCCGAGACUCUCUGUGGGGAAAACUGACCCUACGCCACAAGCCCCACGGCCAUGUCUACCCAGACCCUGGGGAUCAUGACUUGAAUUCAAAUCAAGGACAGGAUCUGAUGGUUAAUCAGUCAGAACCGCCACUAGGUUGCCCUGCCUCUCUACGGAGAUCUCUUGUAUUGGAGAAAGAAGAUGAUGAAACGUUUGGGUUUGAAAUUAUGUGUAACGACAGUCCAGCAGAGGACUUGAGAGUGUCUGUGAGUUGCGUGAACCCAGACAGCCCAGCUGAGAAAGCUGGCUUGAAGCCUGGGGAUGUCCUAGUGUCGGUAAAUGAUGUGUGUAUAACAGAAUUCCCUCAUCAGCAUCUCACUGACACCAUUCUGAAUUCUGGCCUCAGCAUCAGGUUGGAAACAGUUAGUGCAGUCAUGGCUAAGCAACUGGAGUUGAAGAGGAGAUUGUGGGAGCUGAAGUGUCGUCUAAAAGAGAAGUCAACCGAGUUCUACGGGCUGUGUUCAAGAGAAGAACAAUUAACUGGAGAAAAGCUGGGGAAUCGUCUGCUUGGGGAGUCCCAGAUGUCCCUGAGCUCCUCACCUGGGGACGAUGGCAGCUCUCUCCGAAGCAGCGGAAGCAGCGGAAGCCGCCUGAGCGCUUGGGGCAGCGCGGACGCCAGCUCGCUGUGUUCGGCGUUGGAGGACCUCUCCUUCAGGCCGCUCGCCGCCGCUGACCCCUCCAACGGAGAGAACCGGCAUUCGUUGACGUUCUUGGAUUCAGCCCACCUGGCGCACCUCGACGUUCCCUCUCCACUGUGCUUGAGUUCCUCGGAACUCUCCACCCAGCUGUCCUUCUACAGAAGCCCGGCAAAGCGACGAUCCAAGCAGGGUGGUGGCCGGAACCGGUUCACCCGUGUCUUUUCAAACUCUCAGGGCUCUGUGGCGGAGGAAGGGGUCAAGGUGGAUGUAUGACAAGGACUCAGGCAUCUAUGUUUAUUCUACACUGUAAAGUUCACAUGUGCUAAAAGUGUUCAACUUCAAAAGAUCUUCAAGAGUUUGAUCUGAAGACAGUAACGAGCUCUAGCCUAUAGUUUGUUUUAACACUUAGUCAAACGGGACCAUAUCAACUCAGAAAGGUGUUGAAAACAACUCUUAAAGAGAGAACUGCUUGAUUUCACUGUACACUGGUUGAUUCUACUCUGUAGCAACUACAUUCUCAUAAGCAUAUCUGCUCGACUGACCCAUGAUCUGGGUGUUGCUGUCUGGCACCAAGUACCAGAUGAGCUACAGAAAAGAAAAAUCAACGAUACAUAUGAUACAACACCGUUCGUGGAGUGUAAAAACAGUUUAAGAGGACUGGUCUAAUUUUUGUGAAUGUAGGCCUACGCACCGCCAUCUUGUCUGGUGUAGCCAGUUCCUGAUUGCAGUGGAAGCUGAUUGUUGCAGCAUAUAUGCUCUGCAAACCGAACGCUUCAGUUACAUAACUGCUGUAGCCUGUAGUGAUACUGUCUGCUGUCUGUCUGUCUCUAUGGCAUGUCUUCUGAAGCUACUCUGAUGCUGGGGCUUUGAGACAUCACAUUAUGGAGCACUUGGCUGAGACAUGUAGAGAUGGUGUUCCUAAAACCAUUGCUCCUGCAGAGUGUUUGUGACUGGUUAUUUUCACACCAUUUCUUGUUAUUAUUGUCAAGUUGUAAAUACUGCAAUGUUAAUGCAAGUCAGUCAGCCAGUCAUUCUAAGAAAGCCUAUACUGUCUUUGUUGUAAUUUAUUCUGUUAUUUAAUUCUAUUUAUAUGUCCUCUCAUGUCUGCACACUAGUUUGAUUAAAACAGUCCAUCUGA
This is a messenger RNA of Sardina pilchardus (European sardine), 1960 nucleotides long. RefSeq names its product cytohesin-interacting protein-like. The transcript is spliced from 8 exons. The record is from RefSeq and is a predicted model, not a curated record. Gene Ontology annotation, molecular function: protein binding. Bases 88 to 1095 code for a protein of 335 amino acids. Lineage: Eukaryota; Metazoa; Chordata; Actinopteri; Clupeiformes; Clupeidae.